Molecule: messenger RNA, 462 nt
Organism: Oppiella nova
Lineage: Eukaryota; Metazoa; Arthropoda; Arachnida; Sarcoptiformes; Oppiidae
Source: the annotation of a GenBank genome assembly
AUGAGGGACCUGAUGAAGGGCGAGAUGGAGGAACUCCAGUCCCAUCUGUCAAAGUUUGAAAAGAUCGACUCCUGGCUUAAGGAUAAUCACAAUAACAUGACGGAAGAGAAAGUGAACGAAAUUCGCACAAAACUCGACGAAUCGAUGCAGGAAUCGAGACAACUGAAGAUGUCUUUAAUGGACACACAGACCAAUGUGGCGCUCAUGAGGACAGAGUUGGCACAACUGCGCAACCAAUACGACCAGAAGUGCCGGGAACUGAGCCACGAGAUGGGACGGGUAGCCGAACAGCACACAGAGCACCAGCACCUCACUCAACAACUGUCACUCUUGCAAGAGGCGAAUAAAAAACUUCACGACACCAACGAUACGUUGCGUACGGUUCUGGAGUUGACACCAAUGCAGUCGAGGAAUGCAUCCCCGGAACCAUUCCAUGAUAGCAGCGGUUCCGGUCCUAAACGG